Molecule: messenger RNA, 1128 nt
Organism: Lodderomyces oxycetoniae
Lineage: Eukaryota; Fungi; Ascomycota; Pichiomycetes; Serinales; Debaryomycetaceae
Product: putative polyadenylation protein
Exons: 1
Coding region: 1-1128 (375 amino acids)
Biological process (GO): proteasome-mediated ubiquitin-dependent protein catabolic process; protein monoubiquitination; protein autoubiquitination
Cellular component (GO): ubiquitin ligase complex; cytosol; nucleus
Molecular function (GO): ubiquitin protein ligase activity; ubiquitin conjugating enzyme binding; cyclin binding
Source: RefSeq, a predicted model, not a curated record
AUGCGUUAUGCGGAGUAUUUACCGUGGUUGAAGCAGAUUUCUCUAUCUAUUGAUGUUGGUGUAGACUUUAAAGUUGACGGGUUAGGGGGAAUUGACCUUGUGUCAAGCAAUAAACUCAUAAUUCGAAGUAGUAGUAGUAGUAGUAGUAGUAGUUUUAGUAGUAGCAGUGAUAGAGAUAAUGGUGCUCCAUUUCAAAUUUUGUUACCAAUCGAUAUAAAGAGCUUCGAUAUCGUGAGUGUUAAGUUGAAAGAUUCAAGAUUGGGUAUCUCAUUAGCUGUUCAAGUAGUAGAAACAAGUACAGAGCGUAUGGACGAGGUAUGGUCCUGUAAGUGGUUAAGCAAAAUGACUCCCAAGCUCAAUAACCAAAAUGAGUUUUGUUUCAAGUGUCGCAACUGUGGACUUUUAUUGAUUGAAUCUGAAAACCAUCUUUUCAAAGAUAUGCCAAGUGAGUACUGGUACGAACUCAUGGAUUUCUGGCAUUGCCAUAAACCUGAAAAUAAUCAGCUCAAUGACAAGGACUAUGGGAUUCUCAAACCAACAAACAAUAGGACAAUUAUUAUCGGAUCUUACUAUUUGCUACAAUUACACAACAACAAUCUAAUGCUGUCCAAGGGCAUCAACAAGAACUUAUUAUGCUGUAAGAAAUGUCAAUGUGUUUUAGGUGAGCAAUAUCAAAACGUUGCUCGGCUAUUAAAGUGGAAAAUCACUUUACAAUAUAAGAACCAGAACCAGAACCAGAACCAAAACCAAAACCAAAACCAAACGGUAGACUCCAAUUACAACUCCUUAUGGUAUGUGGCAGGUAUGCUCGAUAGCAAAAUCAAAUCCCUGGCUAUUCGCAAGUUUCGAAUAAAGCUCGAAUACGGGAGCUGGUUGUAUCUUUGGGUAAUGAACUCCAACGUGGAAAUUGCAAUUGAUGAUCGAGUUUUAAAGAACUCGUUAAAGGUAUGGUAUACAACUGACAUAGUAGCAGAGAAGGAGGAGGAGUGCAAAAAAUACGAGGAGAUAGAGUUGGGGUAUCUUGACGUGGUUAACGAUCUCUUGAAGUCUUUGCACCAGAAUACAAUAGAGUCUGAGUUAAUGAUUGGUGCUACAAAGUAUUCAGUUGGUUUUAUCCUCGGAUCUUAA